UGCCAUGUCGGCUGACGUAGCCCUAACGAAAAGGAAUAGAUUUAAUAAUUUCAUUCUCGGAUCUGUUCUAACAGGGAAGUUUUCACUGAAAUAAUCCAAGAAAAAUAAAUAUUUGCUGAAAUCUUUUGUUUUCUUUUCAAGAAAUAAGGCUUUUGGAAGAAUUGCAUUUACUACAAUCAAAUUUGCAAUGUUAUAUAAGGAUUAAAAAUUUUUAAAAAUCUGUACUAAUUUUAGGAAAAUUCCAUAAUCUCCUAAUAUGUGGAUUUAAAAUUCCGGUAUAUCUUUUUUGGUUCAUUAUAAAAUUAAUUCAAGCAAUAUCUGUAUCAACUUAGAUCAUAUCUAGAUUUAUAAUUUGUCUAGAUUCACCACUUCUUCGUAUCCAGAGAAAUAAACUGCCCGAAUUCGGUUCGAUGUUGUUUUGGUUGAAGUCAUUGGUCAUGGGGAAAUUCUGAAGUCUGAAGAAAAAACAUACAGAAUUCAUUUGUGCAUUAUGUUUGUAACAGUGAGAAAAUUUGCAUGUAAAAUGAGAACAGGAAUCGUAUCAGCAUCGUAGAACUUGGGCUGUGAAUUUUUACAUUAUCUUCGGAGUUGUAUCAUAAUGGAUUUAUCAGAUUUUAUUGUUAGAAAGUGCCCGGCUACGGCGAUGUACAUACCCAACUUUAUAACAUCUGAAGAGGAACAACGUAUACUCUCACAUGUGGAAAGAACACCCAAACCGAAAUGGACCCAAUUACUUAACCGUCGUUUGAUAAACUAUGGUGGCGUUCCUCAUCCCAAUGGAAUGCUAGCAGAAGAGAUUCCACAGUGGCUACAGAUGUAUGUAGACAAAAUUAAUAAUUUGGGAUUGUUUGAAACACAAAAGGCAAAUCAUGUACUUGUGAAUGAGUACCGUGCUGGUCAGGGAAUAAUGCCGCACACCGACGGGCCACUGUUCUAUCCUCUGAUUAUGACAAUUUCUUGUGGUUCACACACAGUUCUGCAGUUUAGUAAACGCGAAAAUCGUGAGACAUCCGCCGAAUGUAACGACGGGGAGUCAAGUGCCAACCGAGAAGUUCUCUUCAAAUUGAUACUCGAACCAAGAAGCCUUCUAAUUUUAAAAGAUGAACUGUACAGUGAAUACUUACAUUCAAUUGAUGAAGUGGAAAGCGAUGUACUAUGUGAUCGCAUUUGUAACUAUGAAAACUGUGAGACUACCUACAAGAUGGGCGAUUCUCUAUUGAGAGGAACUCGUAUAUCCCUAACGAUUCGCAAUGUCCCAAAAACUACAAAAAUGAAAUUGAAAUUUUUUUAGAUUACACAGUGAAUAGGCUACAUUGCUGAUGUUGCUUAUCACCAUCCUUUAUCAAGUGCGUCAACUGAUCUGUGUUACCAAAGUCUUCGUUAUUACGCCUACGCUCCGCAAUGUAUUCGUGUGCACAAAAGCAUUUCACCUCACCAGAUAUACGUAUUUAUAAAAUUAACCACUUGAAGCGACGUGACCGCCCGGUACCGCUUCCUCGUUAUACGCAUUUAAAGCGUAGAUGUGCAGUUCCAUUAUAGCUAUAAGUAAAUGUAUUUUGCAUAAUCCAAUAUGUAACCACCGUAUAUUUUAUAUUAAGAAAUUUACACAAGUGUCAAAAGCAAUGCAAGAAAGAAUUGUAAACGUUCAACGUUUUUUGUCCAAUCUUAUGUACCUACCUACAUUGUUAUCAAAAGCAUCAAUAAAGAGAAAUAAAACAA
Messenger RNA from Musca domestica (house fly), 1719 nucleotides. RefSeq names its product alpha-ketoglutarate-dependent dioxygenase alkB homolog 6. NCBI's taxonomy places the organism in Eukaryota, Metazoa, Arthropoda, Insecta, Diptera, Muscidae. Bases 599 to 1291 code for a protein of 230 amino acids. The transcript is spliced from 4 exons. The record is from RefSeq and is a predicted model, not a curated record.